Molecule: messenger RNA, 534 nt
Organism: Teleopsis dalmanni
Lineage: Eukaryota; Metazoa; Arthropoda; Insecta; Diptera; Diopsidae
Product: vicilin-like seed storage protein At2g18540
Exons: 2
Coding region: 50-472 (140 amino acids)
Source: RefSeq, a predicted model, not a curated record
CUGUAAAUUUUAUGCAUUGGAAAACCAGUCUUCUAUUUAUGCUGAAACUAUGGCGAGUAAAAAACGCGAAGAAGAUGCUAAAAAACUACGCCAUAAACUAGAGGAGAAACGUCAAAAAGAAUUAGACAAAUUAAGUAACAUGGAGCGCAUGAAAAUGAAAAGAGAGGAUCGACGUAGAAAAACAGUGAUGCUAUCUCGUACGGCAAAAGAAAGACAACGCUUGAAUCGGUUCAAAAUAGAAGCUCAAUGGAAACCAGGAUUCAUAUCCGAUGCAGAGGAACGAUUACGCGACACUUGGAUGAGUAUGCGUACGGAAAUGUUAAGAACCAUGAAAAUUGUCCCAUAUGUAUAUUGUGUUUUAUACAAGUCUGGAAAUCUUACGCGCACCGAUAUAUUGAAUUAUCCUGACCUUUACAAAUCUCUAGAACAUGGCAUUGAUGUAUUAUCUGACCCGCAGUAUAUGUUGGAUUAAGUAAUAUCGAUAGUUAUAUUUAGUUGAAAUUUCAAAAAUACAUAAAAUUAAACGUAUUUUAA